AUGGGGGUAUCUUGUUCGUGUCUGGUCGGUGUUUAUAGUGAUUUAGAGAGUGGUUAUGAAUCUGUCAUUUCAAAAUCGAUUAACCUUGGGGAUGUCGAACCAACGAUAGGGAUGGGGAAAAUGUUGACUGAAGGAUCUUUUAGCUUCAGGACAAGAGAAGAUAAAUGUGCAUGCCAAGAAAUGAUUAGUCCAGUUUCGAUAGAGGGAAUCCCACAGUUGACUGGAUCGAAACCUAGCAGCCCCAAACAUGAGGCUGCUGUAAAGUUGCAGAAAGUGUACAAAAGCUUCCGAACACGAAGAAAGUUAGCAGAUUGUGCUGUUCUUGUGGAGCAGAGCUGGUGGAAGCUAUUAGAUUUUGCCCAACUCAAGCAUAGUUCCAUCUCAUUUUUUGAUCUUGAGAAACACGAGACUGCCGUGUCACGCUGGUCGAGAGCAAGAACAAUGGCUGCCAAGGUUGGGAAAGGUUUAUCGAAGAACAGCAAAGCCCAAAAACUUGCUUUACAACAUUGGCUCGAAGCGAUCGAUCCACGACAUCGUUAUGGGCACAAUCUGCAUUUCUAUUAUGUGAAAUGGCUGAAUUCUCAAAGCAUGGAACCCUUCUUCUACUGGCUUGAUAUAGGAGAAGGCAAGGAGGUUAACCUCGUCGAGAAAUGUUCUCGAUCAAAACUUCAACAACAGUGCAUCAAGUAUCUUGGUCCGAUGGAAAGAAAGGCUUAUGAAGUUGUAGUGGAGGACGGAAAACUCUGCUACAAGCAAACAGGGGAGCUCCUGGACACCACUAUAGAACCAAAAAGUGCUAAGUGGAUUUUUGUCCUGAGCACCUCUAGAACAUUAUAUGUAGGCAAGAAAAAGAAAGGCACAUUUCAGCACUCCAGUUUCCUGGCUGGAGGAGCCACAUUGGCAGCCGGGAGGAUUGUUGUCGAAAAUGGAAUCUUAAAGGCAGUCUGGCCUCACAGUGGCCAUUAUCGGCCGACCCCAGAAAAUUUUCAGGACUUCAUAUCAUUUCUCAGAGAGAAUAAUGUGGAUCUCGCAGAUGUUAAGCUUGAUUCCAUUGAUGAUGAAGAAGAAGAAUCUGCGGGAAAGAAGGGAGGUUUAUUCUUGAGAAGUAACUCCUCCGAAGAAGACUUGGCUGAAAAGGAUCGAUUAGAGAUCGUAGAAAACAAUACUGAAGACUCCAUUUCGCAUAAAGUUGUAUCAAGAGGAGAAGAACAACAACAAGAAGGAGGAGAAGAAGAAGAAGAGACUCCUACGGCAGUAGAGAUGCCUGAAUCGAGAACAUCUCAUGACUUCAGUAAAAAACUUACUACUCUAGAAAUACCAAGCAAAGACGAUUUGUUGGAGACAUUAAAGAUUGAAAACAGGGUGGUAGAAUUAAAAAGUCAAAAUUUCUUGCCGGGAUCACCUAUGGGUGGCUAUGAAACGGCAGAAGAGUCUUUUGCUUCAAAGCCUCGUUCCGUCAAUCAAAAGCAUGACACGUCUGAUCAGGAACAUGAUGAGAGUAAUGAGGAGAUCAUUUCAGAAGAAUCAAUUCUCCAGAGGAUAAAUUCUUAUAAAGAUAUGAAGUCAUUUCAAUUAGGGAACAAAUUAUCUUGCAAAUGGAGUACAGGAGCUGGACCCCGAAUAGGAUGUUUAAGAGACUAUCCUUCGAGGCUCCAGUACCAUGCUUUGGAGCAAGUGAAUUUAUCCCCAAGAACUAAACGCCACUUAAGAUUAGACUCCCCUUCUCGGGAAUCAACACCGACCGGCUUUGGUAGGGAAACACCGACUUGUUCUAGCUCAUCUCCUCUAGACAAAUCGAAUCUUUCUCAUAAUAGCAGUCACCGUUCUAUGACGCAGUCCUCCCUUUCUGUGAAGGAACUUACUGAGGCUUUGUCUGGGAGAAAUUUUCAAACCAAAUUUAGUUGCUGA
Molecule: messenger RNA, 1908 nt
Organism: Fraxinus pennsylvanica
Lineage: Eukaryota; Viridiplantae; Streptophyta; Magnoliopsida; Lamiales; Oleaceae
Source: the annotation of a GenBank genome assembly